AUGAUGGCGGAUCCGUCGUCAUGCUUUGAGCACUUUCAGCAAGCACUAGGUAUAUUGAACCGCACAGCAGUGUCACAAGAAGAAAUCAGACGCCAACAAGCGGAGGAACAGAAGGCGUUUCAAAUUCAGCAUGGAGAAAAGUACAUCCAAUUGAAGUCUUACACUGACCAGCUUGAGGCGGAGCUACGCGAAACAAAGUCAAAGAUGCAAACUCUGACAAAUUCAAACGAUGAGCUUCGCGAGGCAUACAAGGAAAAGUCAAGAAAAUGCCGGAACUGGGAAAAAAUGUGCAAGACACUGAAAGCACAACCUGGUGCUCGCCAAUUUCCGUCUCCGACCCGUUCAACGAUGGGCAUGAUGCAUCAAGAAGGUGGUACACUCGUUUCGCAAGCCAGCCAAUUCAACCGUCCAGCGAUGAGACCGAUGGGAAGAUCAUACGCGGUCGAUACAUCUAGCUCGUCGACGCGGAAUCCCAUGGCGAGCAUGGGAGGACAAGAAACACCACGCAUGAUUCAGAGACCGAAUGUUGGUAUGUUCGAUCGCUUUUCAAGACCCCAAAUCGAAGGGUCCUUACGCCCUUCCGUACAGCCCAUAGGGGGAUCAAGAACUCGAAUCAUGCGCCCGAAAACUCCGCUGCAACCGUCGCAGCGAGCCGGAUUCCUCUCAAAAAGGCCUACUUUCCGAAUGUGA
Molecule: messenger RNA, 690 nt
Organism: Peronospora farinosa
Lineage: Eukaryota; Oomycota; Peronosporomycetes; Peronosporales; Peronosporaceae
Source: the annotation of a GenBank genome assembly